Messenger RNA from Podarcis raffonei (Aeolian wall lizard), 2372 nucleotides. It is a transcript of the gene EVI2B, whose product is annotated as ecotropic viral integration site 2B. The record is from RefSeq and is a predicted model, not a curated record. The transcript has 3 exons. The coding region runs from base 256 to 1107 and encodes 283 amino acids. Gene Ontology annotation, biological process: regulation of stem cell division; positive regulation of neutrophil differentiation. NCBI's taxonomy places the organism in Eukaryota, Metazoa, Chordata, Lepidosauria, Squamata, Lacertidae.
UCAUUUUGCAAUGUGUAAACCACCAGCCAUUUAGAAACACUUUGUUGUGUUGUGCUUCCUUUUCUCUGCUCUUGAACCAUUAAAAUGUGAACUUAAAAACGAGAACCUGGUUAGAACAAGAAACGAUAUCGAACAGUAAAAUCUCUGGAUGUAAUUUCUGCAAGCAACAGUCAAAUCACAACAAAAAAUCCACAUACUUUUGGGGCAUCUUAAGUACCAACAAAUUUAUAAGCGCUUAUCAGCACUGAUGCAACUAUGGACUCCAGAGCCAUUGUGCUUGUUUUCUUCUACGGGCAGCUGUGGUGGAGCGUAUCAACUACACUUCCAAUCACUACCACUGCAGUAGUUGGCACUGGUGGAAAAAACCCCAUACAUUCAUACGAAACAAGCGAACCUGGAGACCCUGUGAAAUUCAACCAGCAAACACCCACCACACAGCCCCAGGUUCCUGCAGCAGAAGAUCCCAAACCUCACGAUGGUGGACACUUUAUAGCAGCGGUAGUAAUUGGGGUCAUCCUGGCUGUCAUGAUCGUAAUUAUUGUUGGCAUCUUCCUAUGGAGGCGAUGGAGAAGGUCUGCUACACCUGUCCCGCACUGGGCAGGCCGUUCCCCAUUUGCGGAUGGAGAAGUACCAGAUACGACUGCGGAUAAAGAACCUAUUCAAGACACGAGGCGGACUUCAGUUCUCUCCUUCUUGCCUUGGAAAUUCAACAAGGAUACGCAGCUAUUGGAAAAUGCGCAGGGACAGUUGUCUGAAUCAAGCCAAGGCCCGGAUGUUCCCCCUAUAUGUGGGGCUGAAGAGAGUGGCAUGCAGUCAAGCUCCACAGCAACAGCUUCUUCUGCAAGCAUGCAAACUGCCAUUUCUGAAGAACCAUGCAGCUUGAUAGAUGUUCCACUCCAGUCUGAUAGUCCAGAGCCACUUGAUUUGCCUCCACCGCCAAACUGGCUUGAUGGAGCUAAUGAGGAUCUCUGUCCAAAGCAGACAGAGUCCCUCUCACUUGAACCAAUUGCAGAGAUCCAGGGUUCUGGAUCCCUAGUUCUCUCGCAUCAAAUUCCAAGCGAAGAACUACUACUACCACCUCCUCCAGAAGACUUGUUAUCUAACUGAUUUAAAGGAGGAAAAUGUUUAGGGAAUCAAACCAAUCAAAGAAAAAGUCCGAAAACCUAUCAAAUGCUGUUAGCUCUAGUUUUUUUGUGAGCAAAAGGGAACGCCAUUGCCUUUUUUCACAUAAGAACUCAAGAGCAACGGUCCGGCUGCUUCUAGUGUAUCAACAUUCCCCACUGUGAUCAACCAGAAGCUUCCAGAAAGUUAACAAGCUGUGCAUGAAGGAAACAACUGGCUUUCAGAGGUACACAACCUUUGCAAAUGGGAUGCAGUGAUAAAACAUUUCCUCCAUGAGCUUCUGCUCCUUUUUAUUCACCCUCAUUUGGGCAGCAGUUGAUCGCAUCAGAAUACCUUUCCAUUUGUUUGUACCCUUUACGAACCCAUGGCAUCCUUUUUAUCUGUGAUUCUACUACAUUGGUCUUACAUAAUCUCCAAGUGUCCGGAAGAGAUCUGAACCUUCUGGCACUUCCUUUGCAGCUUCCUUUUAAGCAAUGCCUUCUCUUUUAAGAAUACGUCUUUUUGACACUGAAAAUGCGACCUUGCUGGACUUCCUGGGAACCACUUGCAUUUAUGUUGAAUUUUACAGCACUAUGGUCACUGUUUCCAAGCCGAUCAACAACAUCUGCAUCUUGCCCUGGUUCCUGGGCACCACUAAGUAUUAAGCCUCCUUUCCAACAGGCUCUUUUAUAACUUGUUAAAUAAUAGCAUUUUCCCCCCGUCUACAAAUUUUGCCUUUUUUAAAUCUAAAGCCACCACCUCACCCCACCCCAAUUUUUGUUUGCUAUUGUUAUCAACCCAAAGCAAAUUUCAUCAGAACUCAUGAUUGCAGGUUCAGACCUAUCAUAUGCAACAGAAGCACUUUUGCACCCACGUCACUGCAGUACUAUAGAGAAGUAACCACAACAUGGCUAUACAAAAUGAAACACAGGAACCCAUUGAGCACAUCUUUAGUGCCAACCAAUUUGACGCAGGUGAGGCAGCAGUUCCACCGAGCUCCAAAAGCUCAGAGGGUUCAGCAGGUACAGUAAGCCCCAGGGGAUUAUGGGGUGGGAACUCUGGGGAAAGGAACAUAGCUCAGUGGUAGCAUCUGCUCCACAUGGAGAAGGUCCCAUGUUCAAUCCCUGCCUGAACUCCUGGAGAGCCACUGUCAGUCAGUGUGGACAGUACUGAGCUAGAUGAGCAAGUGUUUGACCCAGCAUAAGGCAGCGCCCUAUGUUGCAGAAGAUAUGGUGGGAGACAGAGUUUUGGUGCUGGGGCUCAAAGGGAGG